Molecule: messenger RNA, 3348 nt
Organism: Sphaeramia orbicularis (orbiculate cardinalfish)
Lineage: Eukaryota; Metazoa; Chordata; Actinopteri; Kurtiformes; Apogonidae
Gene: ormdl3
Product: ORMDL sphingolipid biosynthesis regulator 3
Exons: 4
Coding region: 352-813 (153 amino acids)
Cellular component (GO): endoplasmic reticulum membrane
Source: RefSeq, a predicted model, not a curated record
GUCUGGGUUAAAAACUCACUCGAAAAAUGGGGCCGUGAAAACGGUGACGUUACAUCAUGAGCCGUGCCGUGUUGUCACCAGCUGUUGGCUAGAAGACGACGCGAAAGUGGAUGUGUUUCAACUGGAUUGUGUGUCUGCUAACACACCGUAGCACUUAACAGCUGCCCCGGAGCAAAUAAAACGUGUUACCGGAUGACUGGUCGAAACACCGGAGCCACCUCAGUGUCACGGUGGUAGUAUCACUUACAUAACUGAAGGCAUCGAUAAGACAAAAACUGAUAACGGACAAGUGCCAAUACAGGUCGGAGUUGAAGCCAUUUUUCGCUGCAGAAGAGUUUAAGUGUCGCCAUCAUGAAUGUGGGCACAGCACACAGCGAGGUGAACCCCAACACCCGGGUGAUGAACAGUAGAGGGAUCUGGCUCUCCUACAUCCUUGGAAUCGGUCUGCUGCACGUCAUACUGCUCAGCAUUCCCUUCGCCAGCGUACCAGUGGUCUGGACCCUCACCAACCUCAUCCAUAAUUUGUGCAUGUACCUCCUGCUUCACACAGUCAAAGGGACGCCGUUUGAGACCCCGGAUCAAGGCAAAGCCCGGCUCCUCACACACUGGGAGCAAAUGGACUAUGGUGUGCAGUUUACUGCUUCGCGGAAGUUCCUCACCAUCACACCCAUUGUCCUGUACAUCCUUACCAGCUUCUACACCAAAUACGAUCGGGCCCAUUUUGUGGUCAACACUGUUUCCUUGCUCACUGUGCUCAUCCCCAAGCUGCCUCAGCUGCACGGUGUGAGGAUCUUUGGGAUUAACAAGUACUGACAAGGCAGAAGAGGACACCUCCUUCCCUUUAGUCCCUAUGGACUGUAGUAGGCACACAGAGUAUCAGACCUCUGAUUCGGCUGCAGGUCCAUAAAGAUCCAUGGCUCUGUGGCUGUCAACUCUGCUGAGCAGCAGUCUAAAUGAAGCCUUUUGGGGAUUCUGCCAUGGUACCAAACCCCAGGAAACAGACACAAUACACUAUACAGAUGGCACAAAGGGAAAGUGUACCGUUGUUAUUAUGUGUGGCCGAUUUCCUUUUAGUUACAGUCUGUUAGUGACACUUAUAAAGGGAGUGUUUGUAAAUGGGGUGUAAUAUGUCCAUUUCUGUAGAAAGUAAAACUCUCUUGUAUGACAGGUGUCAGAAGAGAGAAUGCUGUAGUUGCACAAAUACUAUGUGCCAUUUUACACCCACUGGCACACUUAGACAGUAAUCAAAGUUAUUUUGUAUGUAAUUAUACACUGCUGUAUUUAUUCAGUUUCACUCCUACAUGCAACUUCCUCUUUCUUGAGGUUUUUGUGCUUGGAGGAGCGUAACAAUACUUCGAUGAAAUAGUGAGGGACCCAUGAACUGCUACAGAGGCGAGACACGAGAAACCGCAAGGUUUUAUAUUUAGCACUCUGGCUUCCUCAGGGCCAAGAUUGGGAACUCAAGCAACUCUUAUUUUUAUCUGACCAUUACCAUAUUUGGACUCCUCUUGUCCUGGAUUUUCUCACAGCAAGAAUCCUGUCUCCACAACUGUCUGGCCCGUCUGCAGAAAUGAUGUGGACUAUACAAGGACUCCUCUCAAACAAUUUACCUGAAAGUACUUCAGAAUAUGGAUGAGAGGGAUUUUUUCAUACUUGCAUAGUGAUACUACAUAUGUGAAUACGUACUGGAAACUAUGCUAUAAAAGUACUCAGGACCUGAAGAAACCUUGCAUCAUUCUGUCUGCUUCUGAGUUUGGAACAUUGUGACAAAUGGUACAUAAAGUUAGUCUUUUACUAAGUAGAUUUAAGCAGUGUGAUCCAAUCCUAUUCAGUAGCUAAACAGCAGCUCCUUGUGGAGCUUAUAAUGUUCACUUUUUGUUGACACUGUGACAGAAUUGUUGAUUCAACUGUAUGGUACUCUUUUAAGACUGUGCAGUAUAUUGUUGUGGUGUUUUGUACUGCAUUGAACAAUACUGGUGUCAAUAUGAUGUUUUAAAUAUUUUGUCCAGCCACAUUUAUAUACAUGAUUGGUGCAAAUCUGAGAUAUCCAAAUUCACAUCCUUUGAGGAUUAUUAAGUACUUGCUUUCAACCCAAACAAAAGGGUUUUAGUCGUAUGUGGACAUUUCAUUCAUAUUGUGACUGUCCUUCAUGCUAUAGGGCUUCUGAAUUAUGCUGAGAAGUUGCUUCACAUGAGAGGGUUUUAGGUAUUAUGUAAGUUUUUUUUCUUACAUUCAUAGUUUAUAGUUUUAGGUAAUGUUAGUAUAAUGCAUGCCUAUGGUCUUUUUUUUAUUGCGCUUACUUGAAAGGCCUUGCAUUCCUGCUUUUUUAUGAGGAUGAGGAUGCAAUUAAUAAGCAUCCAUCCAUCUGUUAUCUCCUUCUUGUCUGGGUCUGGGUUGCAUGGGUGCCACCCUAAGCAGGGAUGUCCACAUUUCCAGUUCCCUGAUCAGCUCUUCCAGCUCCUCUGGGUGACACUGCUGUUCCCAAACCAGCUGAGAGGCUGAAUCUCCAGUGUUGGGCUGCCCUUGGGUCUCGACUUGAGAUUGAGAAGCCCAAAACACCUCACAAAUCCAACUUUGGAAGUUAUGAGCUAGUCUACUAAUCAGCCAAAUGUGUAUAUUCAACAGAUGAAUAGGACCAUCCCUUUUUAAAGUAGAUGCUUUUUUAUUUAAACACUGUAUGUUUACCAAUGUUAACCAGGAUAGUAUUCACCAAACCUUUCACUCUCAGCACCUGUAAUGUUUGUAAUUGUGACAAUAGACACAGUAGACAUUGUAGCAUUAUUAUUAUUAUUAUCAUUAUUAUUAUUAUUAUUAUUGUUAUUAUUAAUACUGCUGUGGGGGCAGUAAAAAGUUGUCGUGGCAGUACUCACUUCCCAGAGAGAGGUAGUUUUAAUUGAACAUGAGAUAUUGUUUGUUUUCCUUCAGCGGAUCUAUGUACGGAAUGGGAAGAAUUUAUAGCUGAUGCAUCAUUUCAAACAAUGACGAGCAUUGAUUGAAAAGAACCAAAGAAUUAAGGAACUGUAAAUAAGUUGUUCUGCUGCAAUGUUCAUGCUUCGUCAUCAUGACAUUUCCCUCUCUUCAUGACCACCAUUAAGGGCUUUACUUAAGGACAUGCUAAAUGAUUUUGUAGCACCAAGUGACCAUGCAUUUAAUGUUUGUUUGUUUUUUUUUCCUGACUGUUAAGGACUACAGGUUCUGAAAGACUGUCAAAAUGAAUGUGGUAAAAUGUGAAACUGUGCUAAUUAAUGGCUUGUGGUUUGUUGACGGUGUCUUUGCAUUGUGAAGGAAAUGUAAGUGUGAUCUUGUGUCAAAAUGCUUGACCUGAAAUACAGUAUUUUUCAACUACAA